Molecule: messenger RNA, 12824 nt
Organism: Acipenser ruthenus (sterlet)
Lineage: Eukaryota; Metazoa; Chordata; Actinopteri; Acipenseriformes; Acipenseridae
Product: huntingtin-like
Exons: 67
Coding region: 287-9652 (3121 amino acids)
Cellular component (GO): cytoplasm; nucleus
Source: RefSeq, a predicted model, not a curated record
UGGUCUUUCCCCCAAACUGCCAGAGUACACACUUCCUCGCUGGGAGGGAGGCUGGUGAGAUGCAUCAAAGAUGUCUUAUAAAAUUGGAUAUAGCAGCACCUAGCUACCAUUCAUUUGCAACGCAUUGUUAAAAACAUCGAAGUAAAUACCCACUGACACGCGCAGAAGCUUAAUGUCGUCACCGGUUUCACUACGCACGAUAUAGGUCGUGCGCUCCCCCCUACUCUCUGUUUUGCGUUUUGCACUCUUUCUUGUGGUAAUAUUUGUAAAUAGUAUUCCCGUUAAAAUGGCCACCAUGGAGAAACUGAUGAGGGCCUUCGAGUCUCUAAAGGCAUUCCAACAGCAGGGACCACCGACAGCCGAGGAGCUAGUCCAAAAACAGAAGAAGGAUCCUUCUACAACCAAAAAAGACAGAGUGACUCAUUGUCUCACUAUAUGUGAAAAUAUUGUUGCACAGUCUCUGAGAAACUCACCGGAAUUCCAGAAAUUGCUUGGCAUCGCCAUGGAGAUGUUCCUGCUGUGCAGUGAUGACGGGGAAUCGGAUGUCAGGAUGGUAGCAGACGAAUGCCUAAACAAAAUCAUUAAAGCCCUCAUGGAUUCCAACCUUCCACGAUUACAACUGGAAUUAUAUAAAGAGAUUAAAAAGAACGGUGCUUCAAGGAGCCUGAGAGCAGCACUGUGGAGGUUUGCAGAGCUUUCACAUCUUGUACGGCCACAGAAAUGCAGGCCGUAUCUGGUCAAUCUGCUGCCCUGCCUAACACGCAUCAGCAAGCGACCGGAGGAAGCCGUGCAGGAGACACUGGCAGCAGCUAUCCCAAAGGUCAUGGCAGCGCUCGGGAACUUUGCCAACGACCUUGAAAUCAAGGUUUUACUGAAAUCUUUUGUUGGAAAUCUCAAGUCCAGCUCUCCAACUAUCCGCCGCACUGCCGCAAGCUCAGCAGUCAGUAUCUGCCAGCACUCGCGCAGGACUCAGUAUUUCUACACCUGGCUACUGAGUGUACUCUUAGGUUUGAUGGUUCCUGUGGAGGAGGAGCAUCCCACCGCUCUGAUCCUGGGGGUCCUGCUCACACUGAGGUACUUGAUGCCCUUACUGCAGCAGCAGGUGAAGGAUACCAGUCUGAAAGGCAGCUUCGGGGUCACUCGCAAAGAGGCUGAGGUCUCCCCCACCCAAGAGCAGCUUGUUCAGGUGUAUGAACUGACCCUUCAUUACACGCAGCACCACGAUCACAAUGUGGUCACGGCAGCCUUGGAGCUGUUGCAACAGACAUUCCGCACGCCGCCCUCUGACCUCCUGCACGCGCUCAUCACCGCUGGCAGCAUGCCCCAGGUCAGCAUCUCCCGAGAGGAGACGGAGAACCGCAGCCGCAGCGGCAGCAUCCUUGAGCUCAUAGCCGGAGGGGGGUCAUCAUGCAGUCCUCUGCUACUCAGAAAACAAAAAGGCAAGCUGCUCUCUGGAGAAGAGGAAGGGCUGGAGGAUGACAUUGGAACAAAGUCGGAGGUCAGCACUGGAACUUUCACUGGAUCAGUGAACACCGAGAGUGGCAGUGAAAUCCCUUCCUCCUCGGGCGUGUCGACUCUGGGGUCGGCCGACUCUUCGGGGGGCCACGACAUAAUCACAGAGCAGCCUCGCUCCUGCCAGCACAACCUGCAGUCGGCCGACUCUGUGGAGCUGAGUGGGGCCUCGGAGGCAGUGAGCAGCACAGCCACCGCCUCAACCAUGGCCGGCGGAGAGGGCACCGAGGACGAGGACGUGCUGAGCCGCAGCUCCAGCCAGAUCAGCACCAGCGCCGGCCCCUCCGACCCCAGCAACCUGGCCUCCUCGCCAGCCAGUGAGAGCUCCCAGACCACCACCGAGGGUCCCGACUCGGCCGUCACCCCGUCCGACUGUUCAGAGCUUGUUCUAGAUGGCAGCGAGAGCCAGUACUCAGGAAUGCAGAUCGGGCAGCUUCAGGAUGAGGAGGAAGAGGGCACAAGCCAUCCACAUGAAGUGCCCCUGGAACUCUUUAGUGAUUCCACUCUGGCACGGAGCAAACCUCACUUGCUGGAAAGUAAGAGCCACAGUCGACAGCCCUCCGACAGCAGCGUGGAUCGAUUGAUACCAAAGGAUGAAGCCUUAGAGUCGGCAGAACUUGAAAACAAGCCCUCCAGAAUCAAAGGAGAGAUUGGUCACUACACAGAUCAAAAUGCUGCACCUCUGGUCCACUGUGUACGUCUUCUGUCUGCAUCUUUUCUUUUAAAUGGACAAAAAAAUGGCCUUGUCCCAGACAAAGAGGUGAGGGUGAGUGUCAAGGCCCUGGCUGUGAGCUGCGUGGGAGCAGCAGCUGCUCUUCAUCCAGAGGCUUUCUUCAAUAAACUGUACCGAGCACCACUGGAAGGAAUCAAACCAGAAGAACAACAGUAUAUAUCUGAUAUUUUAAAGUACAUUGAUCACGGAGACCCCCAGAUCAGAGGAGCUACUGCAAUACUGUGUGGGACAAUAAUCUAUUCCAUCCUGAAUAAAACGCGCUUCAAUGUAGAAAGCUGGUUAGCUAAUGUCAAAACUUCUACUGGAAACCACGUUUCCCUGGUGGACUGUGUGCCUUUACUACAAAAGACCCUGAAAGAUGAAUCUUCAGUUACAUGUAAACUGGCCUGCACAGCAGUUCGGCACUGCAUCAUGACUCUGUGCAGCAGCAGCUUCAGUGCGCUCGGCCUGCAGCUACUUGUUGACCUCCUCACCCUGAGGAACAGUUCCUAUUGGCUGGUGAGGACGGAGCUGCUGGAAACAUUGGCUGAGAUGGAUUUUAGAUUAGUAAGUUUCCUUGAAAGAACUGAAAACUUACACAAGGGGGACCACCACUACACGGGGCUGCUGAAACUCCAGGACCGGGUUCUUAAUGAUGUCAUCAUCUGCCUGCUUGGAGAUGAGGAUCCCAGAGUUCGUCAUGUGGCAGCCACUACUGUAACCAGGCUUGUCUCCAGGUUGUUUUAUGACUGUGAUCAAGGCCAGGCUGACCCAGUGGUAGCUAUAGCCCGAGACCAAAGCAGCGUCUACCUGCAGCUUCUGAUGCAUGAGACCCAGCCACCAUCUCACUUCACAGUCAGCACCAUCAUAAGGACGUACAGAGGAUUCAAUAUUUCACAGAAUCCGUCUGAUGUUACUGUGGAGAACAAUCUCUCCAGGGUUAUCACGGCUGUGUCCCACGCACUGACAUCAUCCACUUCCCGAGCUCUUACUUUUGGCUGCUGCGAAGCUCUGUGUCUCCUUUCAUCAGCAUUCCCUGUUUGUACCUGGAGUUUAGGGUGGCACUGUGGGUAUGUGACCUCCUCCGGUACCCAUCCUUCCAGAUCAAGCCUUUACAAAAACAGAGGCCGCUUAUUCAGCCUGUCUCAGUCCGGCCCCACUGAUGAUUUCCGGAAGAACUGCACUGUGGGGAUGGCCCACAUGGUCCUGUCCCUCCUCUCCUCAGCCUGGUUCCCUCUCGAUCUGUCAGCCCAUCAGGAUGCACUCAUGUUGACGGGCAACUUGCUUGCAGCGGCAGCUCCCAAGUCUCUCAAAAAACCCUGGACAGCUGAAGAGGAGGCGAAUGCAGGUGUCAACAAGCAGGAAGAACCGUGGCCAGCUCUGGGGGACCGGACAGUGGUCACCAUGGUGGAGCAGCUCUUCUCUCAUCUCAUGAAGAUCCUCAACAUCUGUGCACAUGUCAUUGAUGAUGUGGCACCCGGCCCUGCUAUAAAGGCAAGCCUUCCCUCACUUUCUAAUACACCAUCGCUGAGCCCCAUAAGAAGAAAGGGCAAAGAGAAGGAGCCAAUAGAGCAAAACGCAGCGCCUCUGAGCCCCAAAAAGAUCACCGACACCAGUCCAGCAGCCAGGCCAGCAGACACAGCUGGGGCCACUGCAACAAACAAGUCGUCCACCCUGGGCAGUUUUUACCACCUCCCUCCAUACCUGAAACUGUUUGACGUUCUGAAGGCUACUCACGCUAACUAUAAGGUAACCCUGGACCUUCAGAAUAACACUGAAAAGUUUGGUGGAUUCCUGCGGUCAGCUUUAGAUGUUUUGUCUCAGUUGUUAGAACUUGCAACCCUCCAGGACAUUGGAAAGUGUGUUGAGGAGAUCCUUGGAUACCUGAAGUCUUGCUUCUGCAGAGAACCGACCAUGGCCACUGUUUGUGUUCAGCAGCUUUUAAAGACUCUCUUUGGGACAAACCUAGCAUCUCAGUAUGAAGGCUCCUCCUCCAACACUAGUAAAUCUCAGGGCAAGGCCCAGCGGUUAGGAUCUUCCAACCUGCGUCUUGGAUUGUAUCAUUACUGCUUCAUGGCUCCGUACACACACUUCACACAGGCGCUGGCUGACGCCAGCCUAAGGAACAUGGUGCAAGCUGAACAUGAACAGGACGCCUCAGGAUGGUUUGAUGUUCUGCAAAAUGUCUCCACCCAACUGAAGUCCAACAUCUCAAAUGUAACCAGGCAUCGGGCUGAUAAGAAUGCAAUCCACAAUCACAUCCGGCUAUUUGAACCCCUGGUUAUCAAAGCUCUGAAGCAGUACACGACCACCACCUCUGUGUACCUGCAGAGACAGGUGCUGGACCUGCUGGCACAGCUAGUGCAGCUGCGGGUUAACUACUGUCUCCUGGACUCGGAUCAGGUAUUUAUUGGAUUUGUUCUGAAGCAAUUCGAAUACAUUGAAGUGGGACAGUUCAGGGAUUCAGAGGCCAUUGUUCCAAACAUCUUUUUCUUCUUGGUGCUGCUCUCUUAUGAGCGCUAUCACUCCAAACAAAUCAUCGGGAUCCCAAAAAUCAUUCAGCUGUGCGACGGCAUCAUGGCGAGUGGCAGGAAGGCGGUCACACACGCAAUUCCAGCAUUGCAGCCCAUAGUCCAUGAUCUUUUUGUGUUGAGAGGGUCCAACAAAGCUGAUGCAGGCAAAGAGCUGGAGACCCAGAAGGAAGUUGUGGUCUCCAUGCUUCUGAGACUGAUACAGUACCAUCAGGUACUGGAGAUGUUUAUACUGGUGCUACAGCAGUGUCACAAAGAAAACGAAGAUAAGUGGAAGAGAUUGUCACGUCAGAUUGCUGACAUCAUUCUGCCAAUGCUGGCAAAACAGCAGAUGCACUUGGAUUCUCAUGAAGCCCUGGGGGUGUUAAACACCCUGUUUGAGACGGUAGCACCUUCCUCGCUGCGUCCAGUUGACAUGCUGUUGAGGAGCAUGUUUGUUACGCCAGCCACCAUGUGCUCGGUUGGGACAGUCCAGCUGUGGAUAUCCGGAAUCCUGGCAAUCCUGCGUGUUCUCAUAUCCCAGUCGACGGAAGACAUUGUCCUGUCUCGCAUUCAGGAGCUCUCCUUGUCUCCUUAUCUUAUCUCUUGUGCCAACAUUGAGAGGCUCAGAGACUACUACUCUCAGACCCCACCUUCAGAGGAGGUGAAUGGAGAUGCACAAGGCAAAUACCCACCUGAGGAGACGUUUGCAAGGUUCCUAAUUCAGCUACUGGGGAUUCAGAUGGAAGAUAUUUCUACCAAACAGCUGAAAGUGGACAUGAAUGAACAGCAGCACACAUUUUACUGCCAGCAGCUCGGCACGCUUCUCAUGUGCCUCAUACACAUCUUCAAGUCAGGCAUGUUCAGAAGAAUCACUGCAGCUGCUACCAAGCUGUUCAACGGGGAUGGCUGUGAGGGGAGUUUUUACAGCCUGGACAAUCUGAACAGCAUGAUCCAGUCUCUGAUCACCACUCACCCCUCCCUGGUGCUGCUCUGGUGCCAGGUCCUCCUCCUCAUCAAUUACACCAACUACACCUGGUGGGCAGAGGUGCAUCAUACACCCAGAAGACACAGCCUGUCCAGCACUAAGCUGCUCAGUCCACACGUGUCUGACGACAGUGAUGAGUCCAAACCAGAGUCCAAGCUGGCCAUGUGCAAUCGGGAGAUCGUCCGGAGGGGAGCGCUGAUACUAUUCUCUGAUUACGUGUGCCAGAACCUUCAUGAUUCCGAACACCUAGCAUGGCUGAUAGUGAACCAUGUGCGUGAUUUGAUUAAUCUCUCCCAUGAGCCUCCAGUGCAGGAUUUUAUCAGUGCCAUCCACAGGAACUCUGCUGCCAGCGGGCUUUUCAUUCAGGCUAUUCAGUCACGCUGUGAGAACCUCUCUACGCCGACUGUGCUGAAGAAGACCCUGCAGUGCUUGGAAGGGAUUCAUCUCAGUCAGUCAGGCGCUGUGUUGAUGCUGUACGUGGAUAAAUUCAUCAAUACCCCCUUCCGUGUGCUGGCUCGCAUGGUGGACACACUCGCUUGUCGAAGGAUAGAGAUGCUCCUGGCUGAGACUUUGCAGAACAGCAUUGCCCAGUUACCACUUGAAGAGUUGGACAGGAUUCAACAGCAUCUACAGAGCAGUGGCUUAGCUCAAAGGCACCAGCGACUGUACUCCCUGCUGGAGAGGUUCCGGGCCACAGUUUUGGAGGACUCUGCGAGCCCUUCACCACCAGUAACGUCACACCCCCUGGACGGGGAGACGCCACCUCCCCCAGAAUCUGUCACCGUAGACAAGGAUUGGUACGUGAUGCUGGUGAGAUCGCAGUGCUGCACGCACACAGACACGGCUCUGCUUGAGUCAACAGAACUGCUAACCAAGCUUCCCCAGCCAGACCUCUGCUCCAUCAUGGUAUCUAAGGAGUUCAAUUUGAACCUACUGGCCCCCUGUCUCAGUGUGGGUCUGAAGAGAGUCUCUGGAGAGCAGGGCAGUGCCCUCUUCGAAACCACACUCAGGGUAACCCUGGAGCAGGUUUCCAGCAGCGGCCAGCUUUUACCCAGCAGCCACCAGGUGUUUCAGCCACUAUUGUCACCUGGAAAUACCACCUACUGGAACAAACUGAGCGACGUCUAUGGUGAAGUGGGUUUAUACCAGACUAUAGUUAGUCUCUGCAGAGCUUUGACCCAGUACCUGCUGUCAAUCCCCAAGCUACCUGCAGCUCUUCACAUGCCCAGUGACAAGGAGGUGGACGCCACCAAGUUUGUGGUAUUGGCACUUGAGACUCUGUCAUGGCGCUUGAUAAGUGGACAGGUUCCACUGAGCAUUGAUCUCCAAACUAUCCUGGAAUGCUGCUGUCUAGCCUUACAGCACCCGGCGAUAUGGUGCUUGCUGGCUUCAGCGGCUUAUGUUACACAUGCCUGUUCAUUUGUAAACUGCAUCAAGUUUCUCAUUGAAGCAGUGGCAGUCGAGCCUGGGGAUCAGCUUCUGCGUCCGGAGAGGAAGAAGAUGAGCAGAGCUCAAGCAGCUCAGGAUGAGCUGGACGCUGCUUCCACAGAGCGUCCAGUACACAUCAAAAAAGCUUGUGAAACAAUGGCUGAACUGGUGGAAAGCCUGCAGACUGUCCUGGCCUUGGGACAUUCUAGAAACGAAAUAAUCCCAGCGUUUCUGACUCCUACACUCCGCAACAUAACCAUUAGUCUGGCGCGACUGCCUCUCGUCAACAGCUACAUUAGAGUGCCUCCACUAGUCUGGAAAUUAGGCUGGUCCCCGAAACCUGGUGGAGAGUUUGGCACAGCUUUCCCCGAGAUCCCAGUGGAGUUCCUGCAGGAGAAGGAUGUGUUCCGGGAGUUCCUGUAUCGCGUGAACACUCUGGGGUGGACAAGUCGCACUCAGUUUGAAGAGACCUGGGCGUCCCUCCUUGGCGUGCUGGUGACUCAGCCCAUUGUUAUGGACCAUGAGGAAAACCAACACGAGGAGGACCUGGAGAGGACCCAGAUCAAUGUCCUAGCUGUCCAAGCGAUCACAUCCUUGGUGCUGAGUGCCAUGACAAUCCCAGUGGCAGGAAACCCUGCCGUCAGCUGCCUGGAGCAGCAGCCGCGCAACAAGGCAUUAAAAGCUCUGGAUACCAGGUUUGGAAGAAAGCUGAGUGUGAUCCGAGGGAUUGUGGAGCAAGAGAUCCAGGCGAUGGUAUCAAAGAGAGACAACAUAGCCACUCACUACCCAUAUCAGGCCUGGGACCCCGUUCCAUCCCUCUCUGCUGCAGCGACAGGUACUUUAAUCAGCCAUGAAAAACUGCUGCUGCAAAUCAACACGGAACGGGAGAUGGGCAACAUGGAUUAUAAAAUGGGACAGGUGUCCAUUCACUCGGUUUGGCUGGGAAACAGCAUCACACCCUUGAGGGAGGAGGAAUGGGAUGAAGAUGAGGAAGAAGAGAGUGACGUCCCCGCUCCAGUGUCUCCUCCCACCUCACCCAUCAACUCCAGGAAACACCGUGCUGGUGUAGAUAUCCACUCCUGCUCUCAGUUCCUCCUGGAGCUCUACAGUCAGUGGAUUCUGCCGAACAACCCCAAUAACAAGAAAACCCCUGUCAUCUUGAUCAGUGAAGUGGUCCGCUCACUUCUGGCAGUAUCUGAUUUGUUCACCGAGAGGAACCAGUAUGAGAUGAUGUACAGCACGUUGACAGAGAUGCAGAAGGUCCACCCCACUGAGGAUGAGAUACUGAACCAGUACCUCGUACCUGCCAUUUGUAAGGCUGCAUCUGUCCUAGGCAUGGACAAGGCCAUAGCGGAGCCGGUCAGCCGCUUGCUGGAGACCACCCUGCGCAGCACCCAUAUGCCGAGCCGCAUCGGAGCACUGCACGGCAUCCUCUACGUCCUGGAGUGUGACCUACUGGACGACACGGCUAAACAGCUCAUCCCCAUCAUCAGCGACUACCUGCUCUCCAAUCUGAGAGGAGUAGCACACUGUGUUAACCUCCACAACCAGCAGCAUGUGUUGGUGAUGUGUGCUGCAGCCUUCUACAUGAUUGAGAACUACCCACUUGAUGUGGUGCCAGAAUUCACAGCAGGAAUUAUCCAGAUGUGUGGUGUGAUGGUGUCUGGCUGUGAGGACUCCACACCCUCUGUGACCUAUCACUGCGUGCUGCGAGGACUGGAGCGCCUCCUGCUGUCUGAGCAGCUGUCCCGCCCGGACGGGGAGGCGCUGGUCAAGCUCAGUGUGGACCGGGUCAACAUGCCCAGCCCACACCGGGCCAUGUCUGCACUGGGGCUCAUGCUCACGUGCAUGUACACAGGGAAGGAGAAAACUAGUCCCAGUCGGACAUCUGACCUUGAUCCCACUGCUCCCGACAGCGAGUCUGUCAUCGUGGCCAUGGAGAGAGUAUCUGUUCUCUUUGACAGAAUCCGGAAGGGAUUUCCUUGUGAGGCAAGGGUAGUGGCCCGUAUCCUCCCCCAGUUUCUUGAUGACUUCUUCCCACCGCAGGAUGUGAUGAACAAAGUCAUUGGCGAGUUUCUAUCCAAUCAGCAGCCUUAUCCACAGUUCAUGGCAACUGUUGUUUACAAGGUAUUCCAGACCUUGCAUGCUACAGGACAAUCUUCCAUGGUCCGAGAUUGGGUCAUGCUUUCUCUCUCCAACUUCACUCAGAGGACACCCGUCUCCAUGGCGAUGUGGAGUCUUUCCUGUUUCUUUGUCAGCGCUUCAACAAGCCAGUGGAUUUCAGCACUCCUUCCUCAUGUUAUCAGCCGAAUGGGGAAAUCCGAGCUUGUGGAUGUCAGCCUGUUCUGUGUGGUGGGCAUGGACUUCUACAAACACCAGAUUGAUGAGGAGCUGGAUCGUCGGGCCUUCCAGUCUGUGUUUGAAGUGGUAGCCUCCCCUGGCAGCCCCUACCACCGCCUGCUCACCUGCCUGCAAACCGUCCCCCAGGUGACUGCCUUCUGAACACUGCCACGUGGAAAGGAAUGUCAAAGACUGCUCAUGUGAGAGAGACGUUAGAAGUACUUUGCAGCAAGACUCCACUCCACCCCCACCCCCCAAAAGGAUUGCCUUUAGUACCAUGAAAAUAUCGGUCUUGGAAUAUAGCAUUGUGCUUGUACUUCUCCCUCCCCCCCCAAGCCAUAACCUGCAUGGCAAAACAAAAACAAAAAAUCAGCACUAUACUGUAAAUAUGGAUUUAGUAGAUCUUCCGGCACUUUGAAUGAAAAUACCUUGAAGGUAUUUUAGAGCAGAAAUAGGACUGAUUAUCUAUGAUUUAAAAACAAUAAUAAAUAAUAAAAAAAGACUUGGUGUACUACAGUACUUCUAUUUUUAGGCAGCUUUUUGUUACAGAGGAUGGAACUGACCUUAAUUUGUGUUAAGAGAAGGGGCUGUACUGUGUAAUAUUGUUAAAUGAUGGAUUUGUAGUUUAAUAUAUCUCGCAUCAGCAGUGAAUAAGAUACAGCAGGAAGAUUGAUUUAACAUUCUUUUCAAAGUAAAAAGUUAUAUAUAGCCAUAGAAAAUCUGUAUUUAUUUUUUUUAAUACAGGCUGGGAUUAUCUUAUGAUUUCACUGCAAAAUGAAGAAGCGCAUUUCCCACUGUUAGCAUGUUAUAAUUAUCUCGUCCUGAACCUGCAGUGAUGUCAUGUACGUGUUUGUAUGUAAAAUUUAACACACAUACUUGUUUAGUUUUUUCUCUUUCUCUCAGGAUGUAAGAUGUGAUAAUAUUGAAUAGAAUUGUCUUUUAACUGAAUAAGUUCUAUAUCAUGUAAAGUAUGUACAAUUGUAAAACCUGUGGUGUAGUAGAUGUGUGUAAAACAAAGAAAAAAAACUGUACAAGGCCACUUUUUUAUGUCUUUCCAUCUCCUGUGUUUGCACGUGAAGAGAGAGUGGAGUUGAUGAUGUGUAUUUGGCGUGUUCAUGGGUGUGAAAAGUCAUCCUGUUAAUUCAUUCCAGAUAAAACUGUUAUUUAGCUAUUGCCUAAUUUAGUACAGCUUGUAUUAUAACUUGAACAAAUGGGGCAUAUCUUAAUCUCAUACAGAAAUGAGUGAAGGGUGGUUUUAAUCAGUGGGCGGGUUACUUUCCUGGGUAAGGUUAAAGAAAAGGCGAUUAGAGAAAUAAGCAUGCUACAGCUAUUGCACCAGCUGUUACAUUUUAACUGGUUUUUUGGUUUGUUUGUUUGUUAGCUUUUUUUUUUUUUUUAAUUUGCAAGCUGAAUUAUUGCUUCAGUGGCAGUUAUAUAGAGGCCACAAAAUCCAAAGGGAACAUUUAACCAUUGUAAAUUAUAAGAGCUAUGACACAGUUAUUAUAUUCUUUAUGUCCUUUCUCAGAAUAGUGACUAAUUUUUCCAUGUAAGAAGUCUUGCAUAUCUCACUCACAAUAAAAGCACUAAACUCAUUUCAUAGCAGUGCUCCAAAGCUUUAAAUAUCUUCAUAUUUUCUGAUGGCAAAAAUACACAUUCAUCUACAUUGCAGUGUUUCAGUAUAGCAAUAACAUCAGCAGUAGGGUUUAUGCCAUUCAUCUAUAAAGAACUCUAUGUGAACAGACAUGCUUUUUAGUUUACGCUUUGUUGGAAAUAAACACUACAGAUUUGAUGGCUGUUGAAGACAAAUUCAAUAACUAGUUCAUACUUUCUCUUUCUUAAUCCUAAGGACCAGUGCUCUGUUUUACAGUUAACCUUGAAGUCAUUAGAUCAUUUAUGUUAUGUUAGAAAAUGUUUACCUAUUUAAAAAAUAAUCCAAAAUCGGUAUGGGGCCUGGUUUUGAAGUGACCGUGGACCGUGUACGGAACUUGACAUUAUCUGAUGCAUUUUGGAAAGUUUCCAUCAUUCGAGUGCUACCUGAAUUUAAGUAAGCUGGGAUAAUAAGUUCAGUUGCAAAUCAUGAUAAAUAUGCAAUUAAGGGAAAUGCCUUUAUUCAUACCUGGAUGAUUGUAUAAUCUUCAUUCGUGUGGAUACAGCUACCUUGAGUACAUCAUGAGAAAACAACUUUUUGUAGUCUUUAUACAUUUUAGGACCAAACUAGUUAUUUAUUGUAUUCAAUAUUUCAUUCUUAAAGCUGAAGUAAAAAUUACAGUUUACCAUUGUAAAUCUUACCUUUUGAGAAAUGUUAUCAUCUAUUUUUUAAUGAACUGAUUACCCGAGAACAAUUAAUAGCAUUGAAAUGGAGACUUUGAUAUUUUAUAUAAUACAUGUUAAAAACCUCACAGGAUCCGAGUAGAGUUGUAACUAUCCGAUGGUUGAUGCAUUCUUAGCUAACAGAAUCUUCUUAAAACUUCCGUGCCCUAAAAAAGCCAUAGAACCACAUUUAAAAAUGCUUUCAUACACAUACAAAUGUCUUCUUUAUAACCAUGUUAAAGUGUAACAGAACAAGCUGUGGUGUUUAAAAGAAAACACAUUACUUACUUGCAUUACUCGCCGCAUUCUGUGCUGUACGUAUUCCUGCAAUGACGGUUUGAACUAUAAUGCGAUUUGCAAGUUAUCUUGCAGAGGAUAUAAAGCUUAAAUGUUUUACUGAUUCCAAUCAAUAAUUCCCUUAAACCUUCUGGUUCAUAAGUACUGCAUUGGCUACAAGAUGUCUUCCUGGUCUUGUAUUUGUGCUUAAUUGGCAUAGUUGGGAACAGAAAUAUUAUAUUUCUUCUUCACUUAAAUCUAGGUACCUACUCAAGCAGUAAGCUGAGACAAAGUGCCUAAAUGUGUCGCCUGUCAUCCUAUCAGCAUUUCUCUGUAUGUCAUUGUUCAUUGCAAUAAGUAGUUUGGUUGUUGCUCAGUCCUAAUUUUUUUCUGUACAAAGGUAUGAUGGGCACACUGGAGCCUUUUUGGAAUGUGUCCCCUGGUUUUGUUUUCAAAAAACAGAUACAUGUAUAAUUUGGAUGUGUUAUCUUUAACUACUAAGUGAUUGAAUGAUAUCACUUUAAAGAAUAUAACUUUUUAAAGAUGUAACUAUUUUAGUUUUUUGUGUUUAUCAUCAUAUAAGCAAUUUAAACCUGAAUUAUGACACUCCUUUAUUCGUGUGUAUAAGCUGAUUUUUAUGUGUUCCUUUGCUUUAUUGGUGUACAUUUUAACUUGUAACAGUGCAAUUUUAAAAGUUUUCAGGAGGUAAAUUAUACUUUAAAAAAAAGAAAUAAAAAUGUAUGCUUUA